AUGGAGGAUGAAUCCGGUCCAGGACCUUUUCAUCAAUUAAGAUGGUUCUACACCCUUUUGUCUCCUCCUGCUCGCUCCUUUAUGUCUAUUUCAACUUCCUUCGAGUCUGUUUCACCUUCAUCUAAAGCUGUUGGAAUCUGCUUUUCCAAGACCCUCUUUCGGGUUGAUUUCCUCUACUUUUGCAUCAAUAACUUCAAUGCGCUAUGGUUCUAUUGUAUUGCCCUCUGUACAAGCCUAUAUCUUGCCUACCUAAUUUUUGGGUAUCUGAUCACAUUUUCCUUUGAGCCCCCUCCGAGUUUCCUCGACUCCUUAUUGUUUGUCAUUGUCACCGUGACAACCAUUGGGUAUGGCAAUGUGACUCCUAAUACAAAUGUAGCCAAGUAUUUAGUGGUUGCUUUUGUUUUACUGGGUACUGUAAUGAGUGCCGUCUUUGGUAAUCCACUUGGAGAUUUGGUUAAUGCGGUAGGGGAUAAGUUGGAGAAGUGGUUUUUCAAGUCUAUCAAGACCACUAGUGACAAGACAAAACAGAAGUUGAAAUUCUUCUUCGCAAUAGGUUGGAUAGUGUUUGUCGUUGGCACUGGAUUUUUAGGGAUAUGGAUCUGGGACGACACAACGAAGAUGAAUCACAAUGGAGUUAAUGCAACGAAUCACAAUGGAGCAAAUGCAACGAAUCACAAUGGAGUCAAUGCAACCCAUCUGGUUAAUGCAACCUAUUUUUCUGUAAUUUCUGCAUAUACGAUUGGAUAUGGAGACUUCCAUUUCUCAGCCACUGCUGGGAAGAGGUUUGCCUUAGUGUGGCUUCCUUUAGGGACUGCAAUUGUUGGUAGUGCUACAUCUUACUUAUGUGGACACAGGCUUUGUGCGGUUUGCAUCUGGAAGGAUAAGAAGACCAAAUCAUUGAUGGAGGUCGAGACAAUGAUAGUUCCAGGGCUAGUAUUUGGGAAUGGUAUUCUUGUUGAAGCUAACCCAAUAUUGAAAAAGCAUUGCCUUGAACACACAGAUGCAGAAACUUCCCUAAAGUUUCUAAGUGCCAUACUCUCGUCAAGAAUCUAUGAAUGUGAGUUUGUUCAAAGGCGGGACCUAGUACCAGCCCCUGCAUUUUCUCGUGCGUGCAGUUCAAGCCCAGAAGAAGUAGAGAUAUUACUCAAUAGAGAACUUGGUUCAUCCUACAAAUGGAGAGGGACUUAUAACUUCAUGGCAAAUGCACUGAUUGAAAAGGAGAGGAGGGGAUUCACAUGCACAUUUAUCCUGCACGGUUGCAACCCCAAAUACCUUGUUCAAUUCUUGUUUGCAAAGGUUGUUAGGAGGAAAUUAAUAGAAGAUAUAGUAAAGUAUGCAGCCAUUUUGGUCUCUCGCGGGACUUGCAUUCAAGAAUCCGAUGACCAUGCCAAAUCUAUUGCUGCAACUGAAAAUUCAACCUACGUACCUUCAUGUGACCACACCGACAUCAUCACUGGCUAUGGAACCAUUGGGGUGGAGAUAAUCACUCAAAUGGUUAGAGGUGGAAAAAUUGAUAAUCUCCAUGCAAUUUUCGUCCCCAUUGGUGAUGGCAACCAUAUUGCUGGAAUUGCUGCGUACAUAAAGAGAGUUUUCCCAAAGGUAAAAGUUUUCGGUGUGGAGGAGAGCAAUAGAAGUGUAAUGGCAUGGUCAUUCUAUAAAGACAAGAGAGUCUUAUUUGUGAAACAAAAUGGAGAAGUACUAGUAGAAGCCAUUGGUGAAGAAUGCUUCUCCAUUUGCGUUGAGUUUCUUGAUGGUAUAAUGAUUGUAGAUGAGCAUGCUAUAUCCACAGCAAAUGAGGAGAUCACCAAGGACAUAGGAGGGGAUGUUAGUGCCCUAUGCAUUGCUGGGGUGCAAUGUUACUGCUCUAAGUAUGUGGGAGAGGUUUGCAACAAGAAUAUUGUUGCUGUCAUUGAUGAGUGA
Fragaria vesca subsp. vesca is the source of this 1920-nucleotide messenger RNA. RefSeq lists its product as uncharacterized. The record is from RefSeq and is a predicted model, not a curated record. Gene Ontology annotation, biological process: L-threonine catabolic process. Lineage: Eukaryota; Viridiplantae; Streptophyta; Magnoliopsida; Rosales; Rosaceae. The transcript is spliced from 8 exons. Gene Ontology annotation, molecular function: threonine deaminase activity. The coding region runs from base 1 to 1920 and encodes 639 amino acids.